Phycomyces blakesleeanus NRRL 1555(-) is the source of this 2692-nucleotide messenger RNA. RefSeq lists its product as hypothetical. The record is from RefSeq and is a predicted model, not a curated record. Bases 1 to 2550 code for a protein of 849 amino acids. The transcript has 18 exons. Lineage: Eukaryota; Fungi; Mucoromycota; Mucoromycetes; Mucorales; Phycomycetaceae. Gene Ontology annotation, molecular function: mRNA binding; protein binding; RNA cap binding. Gene Ontology annotation, cellular component: nuclear cap binding complex; nucleus. Gene Ontology annotation, biological process: mRNA export from nucleus; nuclear-transcribed mRNA catabolic process, nonsense-mediated decay.
AUGAGUUACGAUUCAAGAAGUUACAGACCGCGUCAAGAAGGAAACCGUUACAGAGGAUCUGGCGGUGGACGUUACAACAAUGGCGGAGAUGACAGAAGAGGAUAUAGAAACAACAACAGAGCUCCUUCACCUACAAAGGACGAUGAAGUAGAAGAUAUCGAAGUUCGUCUCAAGAGUCUUAUUAUCAAGAUCGGUGACAAGAUCUCGCCGGAAUUACAAGUCAAUCUGAACAAAAUGAAGAACAUUCUGGACAAUGAUUACUCAAAGUAUCCAGAGACUGUCCAGGAUACUCUGAAAGCUUGUAUAAGUGAUAUUCCUGCAAAAGCACCAGUUUAUGGCAUUCUUAUUGGCUUGCUAAACUUGUCCAACCAUGAAUCUGUGGGGAAGCUGAUGUAUACAUUCAAUCAACUUUUCAAAGAAACUAUCGAAAGUUCGAAUUGGUUUAAGUUGAAGCAAAUAUUGAGAUUCUAUGGAGAACUUGUUAAUGCCAAUGUUAUUUUGCCUUCUGCAUAUAUUCUCAUCCUCAACAACCUCUUGGCUGUCUUGAAUGAACCAAAAGCACUUCGAGAUCGUGUAGAUUGCAUUGUCUAUAUCAUAUUAUCUACACUGCCCUGGAGUAUGAAAGAACUCAAUGAGCGUGAAUCAGAUGGAUUAGCUCAGGUUAUAUCUAAGAUUGAUAUUUAUAUGCAAACAAGAGGUGAUGUACCUCCUCUUCGCAUUUUACAACAUUACAGAAGUGGAGACACUCGAUUUGAGGAGAAGGAUCCUCUUGUCCACUUGUGGUAUUUGAUCCAGGAUUUGUUUUCCAAGGGAGGAAAUGUUCCUCUUCUUCCCAAGCCAUUUCGUUGGUUCGAUGAUGAACUCAAGUCGGCGCUCCAGCAUGAUAUACCUCAAUUUGUGCUCCCACCGCACAAUGAUAACGUCAAGUAUUUUGGACCUCAGAGAAUAUUGAAAGUCUUGGUGGAUGAUAGUGGCAAGGCUUUGACUGCUGUUCCAGAUCAUGAUGGUCUUGAUUAUUUCAUUUUGAACGAUGUGAUUGCUGAUACUAUCCAAGUAUUUGAGUCCAAUCGCAAGGAGUGUGCAAAAUACCUUCUCGGUAUCGCCCACAGUUUCGAGUCCGGAUUUAUAAACACAGCCAUUACUACACAGGAAAAUGGAACAGAAGAGGAUGUCAUGGAAGAGGAUACAACUGGCUGGAACUUAUCUGACCUCUUGCUGGAGGCUAUCUUUUCUCAAAUGCUGAAGCUACCUACUCCUCCUUUCCGUCUCGUAUUUUACUCUUGCAUCUUGACAGAGCUCUGCCGGACAGAAUUGUCAUCAUUCCCAAUGUCAUUAGGUAGAAUUGUAAAGGCUUUGUUUAACCGUAUGCAAGACUUGGAUGCCGAGUGUGUAUCUCGUCUUUGGUGCUGGUUUUCUCACCACUUGAGCAACUUUGGGUUCCAGUGGGACUGGAAAUCAUGGGAUCACACAUUGACCCUCGAUCAAAUGCAUCCUCAGGUCUGCUUUAUUCGUGAGACCUUGGAGAAAGAGAUUAGAUUGAGUUAUUACGAGCGCAUCAAGACCACAAUCCCAGAAGAGUUCGCACCUUUAUUCCCAGCUGUAGCUCCUGGGCCAGACUUUGAAUUCAAAGAUCCCUCUCACCCACUUCAUCUUCAGGCAAAACUUGUCAUUGACAGUCUUCGUGCAAAGAAGUCGGUUGAGGAAGUUCGAGAGAUUCUUAACAACUUCAAGGCUGAACAGGCCAAGCUUGGUUUGGAUGAGACAGCUCAAUUGGGUGCUGUCCGACAGCUGUUUGUACAGUGCCUUUUGCUAGUUGGUAGCAAGAGUUUUUCUCAUGUUCUUAAUGUAGUCGAGCGCUAUCUUGAGGUCAUGCGCUAUGUAAACUCUACACCAGAAGGACGCCUUCACACGGUUCAAAUCGUAUCUUCCUUCUGGAAGAAUAACACACAGUUUUUGGGCAUAUUGUUGGACAAGCUUUUGAACUACCGCGUCAUUGACCCCACUUCUGUAAUAUCGUGGACCUUUGAACCUGAACAACUUGAGAAUGCAGGAAGAGCUUACCCUUGGGAGAUCUUGAAGAAUACAUUGAACAAGGUAGUUUCGCGUGUUGUUCAAGUACGAUUGAAGCUCGAAAGUUAUCAAGAGCUUCACGCAGAAAAUGAAGCAAAGAGACAAUCUACUGGCCUUACCGAGAUGGCACAGGCGGAAGCCCAGCAAGAAUUGGACACACUCCGAAUUGUCGAUAACUCAUUGACUACUGUGACAAGAGAGCAAAAGGAGGUGUUUAUGGUUAUAUAUCAAAAAUUCGCAAACACAUUGCAAGAACUACUCAUUACAUGUACAGCCAGAGCACAAGAUCCAAACACGCACUGGACCUAUUGGUGGGUGUUUGGAUGGUACACAGAAAUGCUCCGUCUUUAUCAAAAAGAAUGUAGCGGAUUUUUGGUUACUUUGGAAACCCUUGUAUUUACACCCAACAUCGACACACGAAUCACAAGUGUAUUUGAGGAUGUGAAGACUAUGAACGAGGAAGAGACGUUACCAGUAUAAAGAUCAAGUAGCACACAAUUAUCUCUAUAAUCUUAAAAGAGAAGCUUUUUCACUGGUGGCAAAGUAUUUUGCUGCAUUUGCACCUUUUUUAAAAUAAAAUCCUUUAUUUGGAAUAAAUUGUAUUUGAGUGCAACUUUACAAC